This is a messenger RNA of Branchiostoma floridae (Florida lancelet), 6594 nucleotides long. RefSeq names its product sperm flagellar protein 2-like. NCBI's taxonomy places the organism in Eukaryota, Metazoa, Chordata, Leptocardii, Amphioxiformes, Branchiostomatidae. The record is from RefSeq and is a predicted model, not a curated record. The transcript has 48 exons. The coding region runs from base 120 to 5933 and encodes 1937 amino acids. Gene Ontology annotation, molecular function: protein binding.
CUAGCAACAGCGCCAUCUUGAUUUUAUUGUUUACGUCUCCAAUGAUGGCGACGGCUCCUGGUUUUGGGUAGACUUUGACAGGAGUUUUGGUCUGAAUCAGGUACACUGGAGGAUUCAAGAUGACGGAGAUAUUGUGUAGAUGGUUGAACGACGAGGUGAAGCUGUCAAAGCCCGUCGACAACAAGACCUUUUCGAAAGAUUUCUCCAAUGGCUACCUCAUUGGGGAGUUGUUGGCCAGAUACCAGCUGCAGAAUGACUUUGACAAGUUCUCACAGAACAGGACCGCAGAGUCAAAACUUAAUAACUUCACGCGGCUGGAGCCGACACUGCGACUGUUGGAGGUUGACUUCGACACCAACAUCGCUCACUCUAUCAUGACGGAACAGCACGGUGUCGCAACAAGGUUGCUUUACCAGCUCUUCAUUGGCCUCGGGAGAAAACAGAAAGCCAACCUGACUGGGGUUGCCAUGGAGACCAUGAGGCCGGCCGCGCCCGUCAAGCUGGAGGGAAUAGAGAGUGAAAUAUACAAGGAGAGACUGAAGAUCCUGACUCCCCGCCAGACGGACCAGAACCUGGGGAAGCUCCAGGCCAGGUUUGACGACAAGUGGGCGCGCCACGAGCAGACCAUGUUCCGGGAGAAAAUGGAGGAGGAGCAGAGGUACCGCCGCCUCCAGUCGGAGGAGAGUCAAAAGGCUGUGGAGAAGGCUAGGAUGGCGCGGCAGAAACAGACGGAACUCCUGGCCAAGCUCAGAGCUGCCACAGUGGAGAUCCCCAAACCUCCCCCCAGUAAGACUCUGAAGGCCAUCAAGCAGAGGAAGGAGGCACGGAGGUUCAAGGAAGCAGAGGACACCAGGGUCAUGAUCAAGGACUUUGAGAACAAACUGAAGUCUCAGCAGAUCGCCACCUCGGGAAUGGACGAUGGCAGUAGUGAGCUGGCUUACAGUGUCACUACAGAGGACCUGGAGUACAAACCGCCCCCUGUCGACCUCAUACAGCCUGGUGCCAAUGAUGACUAUAUCGGGAAGAUCAAGCGUCGUCUGGAGGAGGACUCUAAGGCUCGAGAGGAGAGGGAGAAAAGGCGGAGGAAAGUCCUGGUGGAUCAGCUGAAGGCACAUGAUGCACAGGAGGAAGCACAUCGUGAGGAGAUGCUGGUGAACCGACUGAUGCGCCAGUCUCAGCAGGAGAGGCGGAUUGCUGUCCAGCUGCUGCAGGCUCGCCACGAGAAGGACAUCAUCCGCAAAAACAGAAUAUUCCUUGAGAAGCAGUAUGAUGCAAGGAGGGUAAAAGACUUUGAAGAUGCACUCAACAAGGAGAAGGAACUUGCUCAGCUUGCAAAGCUGGAGUAUAUUGAGCAGACCAAGGCUGAGCAAGAGCUCCACGACAGGAUCGCAGCCGAACGUGCCGAACAGCGAUACCGCAAACACUACGACAUGUGCAUGGAGGUCACCCUGCAGAUCGUGGACUAUGCCACCAAGUUUGGGGAGUACAGGGAGCUAACAGAAAAGCUGGUACCACCAAAGCUGUUCCGGGAGUGGACCCAGCUGUUCAUCGAGGGCCAUCCGUUGUACGAGGAAAGGCACAUGGCGCAGGAUUCUCCAGACCCCACAGCAGAGGGCAGCGAGCCCACACCGGAGCAGAUUAUUGAAAUGGAGAAGCAGAAACUCCUGAAUGAUGGAGAUUUCAAGGAGUAUAAGGAGAUGAUGGGUGAGUGGGAGCCUCCUGAUGGUUCAGAAAUCAACAACGAGAAGAACAACAACGUGGUGGGACACAUCGUGCAGAGGAUCUUCAACAUUGUUUCUCCCCCAAAGCCACCGCCCCCUCCCCCAGAGUUUCCCCCCUUCCCUGUGCGAGCGUGUGCUGUCGGCAAGCUGUUUGGCGGCAAGUCUUCAGCUCUCAGGAUACUUGCAGAGAGCCAUCGUCUGGCAGUGCUGUCUCCAGAUCAGCUGGUCACAGAGGCAGUGGAAGCCUUCAAGAAUGGAGAAGUGCUGGAGGAUGUCACGCCUUCAACGUCAGAUGAGGUGUUUGAGGAGGUGCAGGCAGCAACAGAAGUCACGCCGGCAACCGUACUGUCCGACAAGCCAGAAGGGGCGGUUCCUGCACAGGAAUCUGUGCCAGGUAUAACCCCCCAGCCCAGUGUGACAACAGUAGUGGAACCUGCCACUCCUGAAUCCUCUGAGAAGAAGGCUGCCUCUGCCAGGCAAGAUGGGGAGGACCAAGAAGGAGAAAAGCUUCCCUUGUCUGGCAGCGCCACUCCCCUGGGUGAGUCCGGUGGUCUCAGUCCUCGGAGCAGUGUUAGGAAAUCUAGCGCCAGGAAGAGCGACAGUUCACACCCUGAGCCCACCACCAGAGCUAAGCUGGGUUCCAAGGCCAUCAAGUCUCUGAGGAGGGGCAAGUCUGUGGACGACCAGAUCCUGGUGGACAUCGUCAUUGAUGCGAUCAGACGGCUACCCGAGGGAACAGGCUGGGUGCUGGAUGGUUUCCCCAUGACUCUGCAACAGGGGAAGCUGCUAGAAAAGGCUCUGACUGGAGCCGAACCGUCAGCAUCUGGCAGCAAGGUUUCCGCCACUACCAGGAAGAUAUCCAAAAAGUCUUCCCUUGCCCUUGACCCCAACCCUGGUAAGGAGCCCCCCUCCCCCCCGCCGGGCAUUGAUGUGGUCAUCCUGUUUGACAUUCCUGAUGACGUUGCUCUGAAAAGGGCUGCAGGCAGAUCAUAUGCCCCCCAAGCUGACCAGCAGUACCAGCAGGAGUUUAACCCCCCUCCCGAGGGCAGUCAGACCGGGCUGGGGAAGACGGAGAAGGUGAUCCCUGUGGAGGACCCUGCACACGACCAGGAACAGGUGCAGCACAGGAUCACAGGUUUCCAUGAUGCCUGGUCCAAGCUGGAGAAGCUGUUUACAAAGAUGGGGAUCCUGUCACGAGUGGACGCUGACAUGGAACAAGCAGAGGUGGUGAAUGAAGUGGAGAGGGUUCUGCAACAUACUUUGGACAAGCUCCAGAACAAAGACAAACCCCCGGAGAUAGUGGAAGACAAAGCGACUGACAUCCCUCCCUUGGAGGUCCCACCAGAGAUGAAGGACGGACCCUCACAGCCGCCCUCCAAGCAGGGGUCACGUGCGGGCUCUGCUCGACCUUCCUCAUCGAAGAAGGACGCAAGAUCACGAUCUGCCUCCCCGAAGGGUCGAAAGUCGCCCAAAGGUUCGGCAAGGGACCGGUCAGGAUCACCCAGCAAGAAGAAAGACAAGCUGGAGGCUCGCGAGAGCAAGUCACGCGACCGGUCCCGUAGUGGCUCCGCAAAGCGGGGAGGGUCUGGGAAGAAGGGAAAGAAGACACCAGUCCCUGAGCCAGAACCAGAGCCGGAUGAGGAGCCCACGGGACCGCCGCCUCCCCAGCCGGGGUCCGAGGAAUGGGAGUACGUCAGCGAACCCAUCACGGAGGAGGUGGCACAAAUCCUGUCCCCCCACUGGGAGACUGUGGAAGGCACGUACGUAGGAGCGAGUAAAGUCAUCUUCCACAAGCUGCGCGAGGAAAGGGAGGCAAUCAUUCGCUAUCUGUAUGCCGCCAGGGAAGACUAUAAGAAGUACCUGAAGCGCCCUGAUGGUAAGCAGGAGUUCCUGUCCCACUGGCAGGAAGACUAUAACAACAUUCCUGAAGACAUGCGGGAGGAUGAAGACACCAGGGCCGAACUGCACCAGAGAGUCGACGACCUGAAGGAGCGUCUGUGGGACAUCUGUGACACCAGGAAGGAGGAGGCUGAGACGGAACGUUCCAAUGUGAUGCACGAGGGGUGGCUGGAGGACCAUCUGGGCACCCUCACCAACCAGUACAUCACUCUCAUGCAGGUCGAGGUGGACCGUUUCCAGGACACAGCCCGCCUGCUGAAGGAUUACUACCGUGCCAUGGAGGGGCAGAUUCCUGAUGAACUGCAGGAGGAGUAUGUCCGCAUUCCGCUUGUUGAGCUGCUGCCCACAGAGAGGCCUGGAUCCCAGGCUAAGAGUGUUGCCAGUGACACCGGCACCCAGCCGCCCGCCUCGCCUGAGAGCAAGGCUGGGAGGGGGAGGAAAGGGAAGGAGGAAAAGGGGGAUGACUCUGCUGGGGAGGAGGAUGACAGGCCAAGGAUCCCCUUGGUGCCCCGCCGCCCCCGGUCUGCCGACCUUCAGUCCGGACAGACUAAAGCAGCCAAGGGCAAAGGAGGGAAGAAGGAAGACAAGAUCGAGAGUCCGUCCCCACCCCUGGACCCUGACGAGAGGCUGAUCUUUGAUGCCUAUGCCCAUGGUAUCCACGCUGUCAAUGGCUUGAUUUCUUCGGAGCAAGCUGCCCGAGAAGCCGAGGAGGAGGCGGAACGUCUUGCCGCGGAGGAGCGAGAACGUGAGAAAGAGCGGAAAGCCAAGGAGGCGCAGACCAAGACAAAGAAGAAGAGCGGGAAGAAGGGGAAGGGUGCCGCACCUGAACCUGAACCUGAGCCAGAACCUGUUGAGGAGGAGAGCCCAGAAGACAUUCGUAUGAAGGAGGUGAAACAGAAGAUGAGGGUGGAGUAUUUCGGGGCUCUUCACGAGGAGGAGGCACGGCUCAAGAACAGGUUUGAGCUGAUCAAGUUGAAGGCCAUGCAGAUGUUGCAGAGCCUGAAGGCCAAGUCCGAGGGAACAUACCGCGACAUGGAGGACUGGCUCGGGGCCCGCUUCCUGCGCGAGAUGGCCGCCAUCGACCACCUGACGGACAUCGUACGCGAUGCCAUCGAACACAGAGAGAAGGUGCAGCAGGAGCUGGUGCUAUACCAGUAUUCCGGUAUGUCACAGGAGGAUUUCCAGAUCGACGAGGAGCGGAAAGUGUUCCGCACGCCCAGCCCACCCCCGCGGCCCGCCCCAGUGGAACAGCCCCAGCCGGAUGUGUACACCAUCAUCCAGCUCAAGAACCUUUUUAAUCAGUUCAUCAAGGUGGCCCCGUCUGGCCUGAUCUCCAACAAAGCCUUCAUGGACCUGUUUCAGGACCUGACAGCUCUCAUGCAUGGUGAAGAGCUGCUGCCGGAUGUGUGGAUGGGGAUAACUCUACAUCAGCUCCAUGAGAUGACUGUCAUGUUGGCGCCAGACUCGGAGUACAUCGACUGGCGGAAGUUCCUGCUCGCCGCCGCGCAACCCUGGCCAACGCCCAGCCAAACCGAGCUGCUGGAGACGUUAGACCGGUUCAAGGCGGUUGCGGGCGGUUCUAGCACCAUCACUAAGCAGCAGUACCUCCAGGUGGACUUGUGGUUCAAGGGCAUGUCACGGCCCCCCUCCCCAGAGAACCCGUCGGAGCCCAAACCGUACGACCGGUUGGGGAACCUGAGGGACACAUUCUUCGACUUCUUCGCAGACUACAGCACAAGCCCCCCUACCCUGGACUACAUCAGCAUGCUGAUGUACUUUGCUGUAGUUCCGGACGCGGAGGACGGUUUUCUGCGAGCGCUGAGCGUGGCGUGCGGGACCCACAUGCCCAGGUUCCCAAAGAAGACUCCGGAGGGCCUGCCGGACACCAAGAUGACUGAACAACUCACUCAGGCUUUGACCGCCCUGGCGUCGGAUCGGCAGGAGGCAGCCGCACCCGUAGACGGCGGCAUGCAGGCAGCGGGGAUCCCUGAGAGCGCAGUGGAGGCGGUGGUGUCGCUGGAGGCUCUGUUGAAGGUUCUGUACCACGGCGUGAGCACCAUCGGGGACAGCCACAGGUUCAGUGUCACUGCUGACCCCAAGAACCCCUUCUCAAGGGAGCGACUGGAGACCAUGUUUGAGGAGUUGGAGGGAGGGGAGACACAGACCCUCCCCCUGAAGGUGUUAGUGGAACAUCCCAUCAUGCAGGACUGUCUGCACAUGACCCUGAGAUACAAGCAGCCGGAUCUGAAAGCAAUCUUCGCCAUGAGCACUGCGGACAUAGAGACCAGCAGUAUGAGGACCUCUGCUGACUGAGAAUGGCACUGCAGGAACUCAGAAGCUAGGCUUAACCAAACCUUGAGUUAUACAAACUGAAGUACAUAUUGAAUUCUCCUUGUCUUUCAGACAAUAUCAUUAUGGAUGUGAAGUUUUUCUUGAUGUAGAAAUAAUUUCCGUGCUAUUUUUGAUUCAGAUGUCACUUUAAUUCUAAAAAAAAAGAGCUGUUUAGUAGUACAUUUUGUCCUUGUACAGAUGACAGAAAGUGCCUUAAACAUGCACCACAGAAUUCUGCUUUCCACACAUCGGUGUUCAUUUUGUGCUGAAGGUGUGGGUUUAAGUAAUCCAUGUAAACUGCCAAACGAAGAUAUACAUAAAAGUACAUUUUGCUGAACUAUUGUGCGUGUAUAUACACCCUAUGUAUGAAAAUGUAACUCUAUUGAAUAGUACUUUAUACAAAAUGUGGGUUGAAGUGAAAACAAAUUGCCUAAAUUCCUGCCUGAUCACUGUACCUUUUAAGUUUUAUGCUCCUACCUAUUAUUUGAAGCGGGAGUGGAGGUAGAAUGAAGCAGGUAUAAUUUUCAUGGCUGGACAAUAGGCAAGAAAACAAGGAGAUUUUUACAGUAGAGUUUAAAUGUAGCCUGUUUGACACAGUCAUGUAAAGGUUUCAAUGAAAUACACUGUUGGAGUUUGUCACACA